Messenger RNA from Panicum virgatum (switchgrass), 3236 nucleotides. Its product is annotated as ankyrin-1-like. The transcript is spliced from 7 exons. Gene Ontology annotation, molecular function: protein phosphatase regulator activity; protein phosphatase 1 binding. The record is from RefSeq and is a predicted model, not a curated record. Bases 219 to 3050 code for a protein of 943 amino acids. Gene Ontology annotation, cellular component: plasma membrane. NCBI's taxonomy places the organism in Eukaryota, Viridiplantae, Streptophyta, Magnoliopsida, Poales, Poaceae.
CUUGCCUGCCUAGCCUCUUUUCUCGCUGCACAGAUCUAACCCCCUUGUUCCAUCUUGCCUCAUCAUCGAUUUUUUGACAAUAUGAUUUGAGUGCCAAGUGACCAAUUAUAUCUCUUAGCACCCACUCUAUAGCUGCCACAUUCGACAACCAGAUAAUUCAAUCAUUUUGCAACCAUUAUUUGUUGACGAUCGAUACAACUACCCAAGGAGAAGCCGCUAUGGACGGGAGGCUCCUGGAAGCAGCCAUAUCUGGUGAUGCCCAAACAAUGAAGCUCCUGGCUCUGAAUGACCCGGGUGUGCUAUUUGGGACAACUCCAUGGGGGAACACCUGUCUCCACAUCGCCUGCAUCCAGGGCCACGAGGAAUUCUGCAAGGAAGUCCUGACGCUGCACCCAUCUCUUCCUCUCCUCUCUGCCAUGAAUAUGGAUGGCGAGACGCCGCUGCUCACCGCCGUGACAAGGGGCCGUGCCUCUUUAGCCUCUGCUCUACUCAGGUGCUGCCGUGACCAGCAUCUGAGCGAGACGAUCUUAAAGCAGGACAGGUUUGGAUGCAAUGCGCUCCACCACGCUGUCCGAAGAGGAGAAAGGACGCUCGCGCUCGAGCUGAUAGAAGCUGAGCCUGCCUUGUCGAAAGCUGUGACCAAAAUCGGCGAGUCACCCAUGUUCAUUGCGGUGAUGAGAAAUUUCACAGAUGUGCUCGAUAAAUUGUUGGAGAUCCCUGAUUCGGCUCAUUCGGGAGCCUUCGGCUUCAAUGUUCUCCAUGCUGCCGUCAGAAACGGCAAUCCAGUUAUGGCCAAAAGGGUUAUGGAGAAACAUCCUUUGCUAGCCAGACAAGAAAAUGAGAAUAACAAUACUCCUAUGCACCUGGCUGCAUUUGAGGACAAGCUUGAUGUGUUUACAGUAUUGUUGGAACAUGAUCGGUCUUUAGGAUAUUUAAUCUCCACGGUUGGUGCGGCCCCUCUCCUUUGUGUCGCAGCAUCUCAGGGCCAUGUUGGUAUUGCUCGGGAGCUUCUUAAACAAUGCCCUGAUGCCCCCUACAGCGAUGCAGAUGGCUCCACAUGUCUUCACAUAGCUCUAUUAUAUGAGCGCGCAGAGUUUAUUGAGUUUGUUCUGGGGUCUCAACAGCUUCGGCACAUCAUUAACAUGGCAAAUAAUAAGGGAGAAACUGCUCUGCAUCUCGCGGCCAAAAAAUAUAUGAUGAAUAUUAUCGCUGCUCACCCAGACAUAGACGUCACAGUGCUUGACAACGCCGGUAACCAAGUCAAGGCUUUACCCUCGAUGGAUGACAAUACAGCUCCGACUAGUUCCUCACCUGGACUAUCUGCAAUGGAUGGGCGUCUUCAGGAAGCAGCGGCCGCUGGUGACUCCGUAGUAAUGCGGCACCUGGCUACGCAUGACCCAGACAUGUUGCUCGGCACAACUCUGCUGGGAAACACCUGCCUCCACAUCGCUUCCGCCCAUGGCCACGAGGGCUUCUGCAAGGCCGCCCUGGCUCUGAAGCCCUCGCUCCUCGCUGCCGUCAACUCGGACGGCGAGACGGCACUGCUCACCGCCGUGGCAAGCGGCCGUGUUUCUUUGGCUUCUGUUUUGCUCAGGUUGUGCCGCGAGCAGCGGCUAAGCGAGACCAUCUUGAUGCAAGACAAACAUGGAUGCAACGCACUGCAUCACGCCGUGCGUGGCGGACACCGGAAGCUUUCGCUCGAUCUGAUAGAAGCAGAGCCUGCCUUGUCAAAAGCUGUGAACCAAUACGCUGAGUCACCCAUGUUCAUUGCGGUGCUGAGAAAUGAUGCGGAGGUCUUCGAGAAACUGCUGGGGAUUCCGGAUUCUGCUCAUGGCGGAGCCGAUGGCUGGAAUGCUCUGCACGCUGCCGUCAGAAACGGUAAUUCAGCCAUCGCUAAAAAGAUUAUGGAGACACGUCCUUGGCUGGCUAGAGAAGAAAACGAGCAAAUGGGUACUACUCCAAUGCAUAUGGUGGUACUAUGGGGCAAGACUGACAUGCUAACAGUUCUUUUGGAACAUGAUCGGCAUUUGGGGUAUGUCAUAAAUAAAGUUGGCACCCCUCUCCUUGUUAUUGCUGCAGGCCGAGGCCAUGUUGGUGUUGCUCGAGAGCUUCUUAAACAUUGUCCAGAUGCCCCCUCCUACAACCGAAUAAAUGGCUGGACAUGCCUGCACCAGGCUGUAGCGUACGAACAGACGGAGUUCGUAGAAUUUGUCCUUGGAUCGCCACAACUUGGUAAACUCGUUAACAUACGACGUAAGAAUGAUGGAAGAACCGCUCUGCAUCUCGCUGUCGAGAAGUGCAAUCCGAAGAUGGUCGCUGCAUUACUGCGUCACCCAGACAUAGACGUCACAGUUAUGGAGAACGACGGUGUCCCAGCUGCCUGGCUAUUAUUUGAUGCCACUGAUCAUGCCAAGACAUUAAACUGGAAUGAAGUGUUCAUGCUUAUGUCGGAAGCUGAUCCUCAAGACGCAGGAUCUAUUUAUAAUCUUCACAAGGAAGCCAAGGAUAAAGUGACAAACUUAUCAAGAAAGGACAUCAAGUCACUGACUCAAACAUACACAGGCAACACUUCCCUAGUGGCGAUCCUAAUCGCGACGAUUACUUUUGCUGCUGCUUUCACUUUGCCCGGAGGAUACAGCAAUGAUGCUGGAGGCGAGGGGCUUCCCAUCAUGGCAAAGAAGGCUGCAUUUCAGGCAUUCUUGAUCUCUGACACCAUAGCAAUGUGCUCCUCCCUUGUUGUUGCCUUCGUAUGCAUCAUAGCCAGGUGGGAGGAUCUUGAGUUUUUGCUUUACUACAGAUCUUUUACAAAGAAACUUAUGUGGCUUGCGUACGUGGCAACCACAACAGCAUUUGCAACUGGUUUAUACACAGUUCUGGCUCCUCGUCUCCUAUGGCUGGCCAUUGCGGUUUGUGUUCUGACGGGUUCAUUGCCCAUUUUUACUAAGCUGCUAGGAGAAUGGCCCAUCUGGAAGUUGAGGUUUCGUCUGGGUUGGAAGUUAAGGUUUUGUCUGGGUCGGAAAUUCCAGUCUGAUCUCCUUAAUAUGGUCUAAUCUCUUUUGAUUCGAUUACUAGUUCUAGAAACAUUCUUGUUUUAAUUAGGAAAGAAAAUAAGAAGAAUCUGUAUGUUGCAUGAUAAUAGGCUGAUGGCAAUUUCAUGGAAUCCCGAGCUAUGUACUUUGACCAUUCUGACUAUGUCAACCUUGAUCUUAUGCAUGAUCUUUUUGUUCCAACUUGAA